Saprolegnia parasitica CBS 223.65 is the source of this 1344-nucleotide messenger RNA. RefSeq lists its product as hypothetical. NCBI's taxonomy places the organism in Eukaryota, Oomycota, Saprolegniomycetes, Saprolegniales, Saprolegniaceae. The coding region runs from base 1 to 1344 and encodes 447 amino acids. The transcript is spliced from 12 exons. Gene Ontology annotation, cellular component: nucleus; cytoplasm. The record is from RefSeq and is a predicted model, not a curated record. Gene Ontology annotation, molecular function: protein binding.
AUGGGGAAGCGCGCGACGCGAUCAGCGCCAUCGCCUUUUGCCCCCGCGCCAUCGCCUUUUGCCCCCGCGCCAUCGCCUUUUGCCCGCGUGCCAUCGCCUUUUACCCUCGCGGCAUCGCCUUUUGCCCCCGCGCCAACGAGCGCGUACCAGGUACUGCUCGAGGGAUUCCGCAACGGCAUAAUCCCCCAGGACCUUGACGUUGACGCGAAGCUCGACGACCUUGGCGGCACCCCUCUGCACGUGGCUGCUAUGGCCGGCAACGUGACGGUCCUCGACGAGAUCGCAUCGCGCGCACUCGACAUCAACGUUCGCAAUCGGAUGGGUACCACGGCAUUGGCGGUCGCGGCGGUCUACGAUGAUCGCGCCAGUGUCGACUGCCUCGUCAAGCACGGCGCACUCGUCAACACGCGCGACCAGAAUGGGUCGAGUCCUCUCUAUGAAGCCAUUCGCUUUUCCAGAAUUGACAUGGCACGACAGCUCAUUGCGGCCGGCGCUGACGUCAACGAAGUUUUCAGGGACAACCGUACGCCACUCUACGCUGUAAGCAAGAGCGAUUCGGACGAUUUUGCGAACGCGCUCAUCCCCGCUCUCAUCGCCGCGGGGGCCAACAUCCAAGAUGCCAUGAAGUCUGGGUUCUGCCAAGUCGGCUGGUCCGACAUCAAGGUGGACCGCAUGCGGCUCUUCUUGGCCCAUGGCGCGCGCUUCGCCGACAUGCCUCCGAUUCACAACGACUCGAUGGUUGUCCAUAUUCCGUAUCUGCAGCUGUACCUUGAACAAGGCGGCAAUCCUAACAAGCAAGACGAGACGAACAUUAUGCCGCUUCUGUACUAUGCUCUCGAAAAGCGAUCGCGGGAGGCCGUCGAGCUUCUAGCACCAGUGGCCGACAUCAACUUUAUCGACUACGCGACUCCGAUUCCCCACUGGCGCGCGUCAUUGAAGCAUUCGACCAAGGCGUGCGUCGAUAUGGCGCCGCUGGGCCGGGCCAUCAAGAACAACCUCGACACAGCACUGAUCGAGAAAAUGCUGCACCAUGCGAGCGUCCAGCCGCCAGAGUACUACGUCGAAGCGCUCAAGAUGGCACUAACCGCCAAAAGCGCUUCCAACGUGGCGCUACUAGCGUCGAAGGUCGACCUCAAGUCCGAGUGCUUUCUUCACUACGCGGUCCGCAACCCCGACUUUGUGGCGUUGUUGUUGGAACUGGGCGCAGAUCCCAACCAGCGCGACGAGUACGGGCGUCCGCCACUGCUCGGUGCCUGCGAACUGCAAGAGACCUCGGCUCGCAUCCUGCUGCCCCACACGACCAACUGCGACAUUCCUGGCUACGUACGCCGCAAUCUGCAUUGA